AUGCAAGAACGCACUACUGCUAUUAAUAUUGAGAUUCUCUCGUGUAGGCCAUGGCAGCCGCGUGUGGCGGUGCGAUUUGGCGGCCCGCACUGUGAUUGGCAAUGGGUGGAAGUUCCCACACGUGCCCCGAUAACACUCUCGCGGCCUAAUUCCUCUGCUAUUGCUAGUGUAGAUAGUCUUAACAAAGAGAAGAAAGAUGUGGAUACAUCCAUGUAUGAGUUACUUAUUGCCCCAUCUCCAGUUAGGUUUCAUAGUGGAGAUAGAUCUAAUACCGUUGUAGUGUUAGAUGCUAGUUGUGAGCCUAAGGAACCUGUUACUCUUCGUGUGCCAGGUGAUGGUGAGAGGUUUUUUCAAGUAGUGUUACUCUGGACCGUGUGUCCACAAUUGCUGUCAUUAGAUAAAAAUAAAAAUAAUAAUAAUAAUGGGGGAAGUUGGGAUUAUCACAAACGUAAGGAGUUAUCGGUAGUUACAUGUGGUCCAAUGGUAGAAGAAAAUUCGGAUUCCAUGAAUUUGGGUUCUGGAGGGCCUUUUCUAGUAGGACAAAAAAGCCCUUCUGUUAAGAUUAUAAUGGAUGACACUAAACAUACCCACAAACUCCAUAAAAAGAAAAUAUCGGAGGAAGAUUAUCAAAUGAAGAGGAAUAAAAACAAAAGGAGUUAUAUUUCAGAGAAAUUAUUAUCGUCAUCAUCUUCUCCCAUAGGGAAACCGCCGCAGCCACAGCCACAGCGGCAGUUAUCAACAGCAUCCAAUCUCUUUGCUGGUGUACCACCACAUCGAUUUAUUCUUCUCAUCACAUUAGUUUCUCUUAGUCCCCGAAAUGCGGCACCAAACCGCAUUGUAGAGAUCAUUCUCUCACUUGAUCAGGGAAAUGAUGAAGUAUUGCCACUCCUUCACACAAGAGCCGCAACACGUGAGAAUGCUGCGAAGAUUCCUCAAAUGAGUCAACCCAUUCUUCUCCCCUUUUCUUCACUUCAUCAUGCGGAACUAAAGGAGGAUAAUGUUUCUGAGGAGAUGUUCCACAUUCGAUGCUCAGUGCUGGAGUCCUACACACAACGCAGCAACACCACUCCCCGUAGUUCAACACAUGGAGGAAUGCUUCGAUACUCUUCAUCAUCAUCAUCUAACGAUAGUGAUAAUAAUGAGGAUAUAAAAAAGGAAAGAAGUAACUCUGCUGAGGAAUGUGUAUUCUUGAUUGGCGAAGGUGAGAUUUCGUUAGGUACACCACCUCAUCUCGGUGGUUUACAGAAUGGUGGAGAUCAUCAGAUGGUACAAUGGACACCGCAUCCAUAUAUUGAAGAUGCUGUUAUUGCCAAAGAAACCAUACACUGUGAUGCAGACGAUGUAGAAGUUGCUUUUACAAUGAUGACUGUUUCGGCGUAUCGUGAAGCCCUUCUUAACUAUGAGGCUGUAAGCAAAUUAGGUGAGGGAAGUGUUAUUGAGGUUCGCGUAGAGGAAAUAGAGAAAGGUACUGUAUCUACUUCCCCUCAAAAAUCACCACCACCCACAGUAGUAGAGAUGUGGUUUGCUCUCCCUCCUGAAGAUAAAGGAGAAACAUUCAAUGACAUUAUAUCUACUGAUCCUGGUCCUGCGGUGUGUCGACAUUUAUUGAUUACCUCAAAUCAUCCAAGUUUUGGUAUUGGAAUACAAUCUGUUUUUUUUCCUGCUAUUUCCCCUUUUGCACGACUUUCUGUACUUAUUCAACAAUACAAUGCAGUAGAUGGCCAGGAGUCUAUGCUGUUGUGUCACGAUCCUAUCGCUAUUGAUAUGACGCGACCAGGAAAGUGGAUGCCACUUUCACUGCAAUUAAAGGACCAUCAUGAUAAUAUUAUCUCUCUUAAUCUUCAAUACCGUUUAGGAAAUAAUUCUUUUUUAUCUUGUGGACCUUCUAUAAGUACACCUUUCCUUAGUAGAAGUUAUACCUUUCGUCUUUGUGUACCAAAUUGUCAAAAUCUCAUCUCUUUGCUAUCAUAUCCUGAUGCCCCUUCUGCUCAGGCACUACGUAUCAUCAUCUCAGAUGCAAGAGACAACACAGCAGAGGCCGUUUCACGUGUUGUGGAUCACACCGAACUGUUGUUACUCAGAAAUUUGCAAGAUGAGUCAAGUCUUGAGCUUUGUUUUAAUCGAACCUCUUUUGUUUACAACGUAAAGGGUAUGGGAUAUUUGGGUAACACCGUCUCUAAUAAUAAUAAUAAUAAUAAUAAUAAUAAUAAUAAUAAUAAUAAUAAUAAUAAUAAUAAUAAUAAUAAUAAAAGGGGUGAUGGUAGUAUUGAGUUGCGGUGUAAGGUAUUAGCAUUUGCCACUCGCACAGAGGCGGAUCGAUUGCAUAAUCCAUUUUGCAUUGGCGAAGGUCAUAUUCUUCUUUUACCUUCUCGUUUGGAAUCUGAUAAUGAUAAAGAAUGUUCAUCACCAAUUGAUGUUCAAAUGGCUAUUGACUCUGUAACUCCAUCUUGUACAAAUUACGCUAUUCUGCAUCUUUGUGGAAGAGUGGAGUAUGCCAAUCAUGAGGAGAAUGAUAAUGUACUUUGUAUCCGCUCUCUACACUUGUUACGUCAUUCAUAUACUGUAGAGUCCCAAAUCACAGAGGUUAAGAAUCCUAGAAUCAUAUUGGGUAUAUGGUUUAAACCUGGAAAAAAUGAAGCUAGAAGUAAACAAUCAAAGUAUUUCUUUUGUUGCUUUUAUCCAAUGAUAAUGGGAACCUCGUCAUCACAAGAACAGGAACAAGAGUAUAUGCCAAUUCAAUAUAAUGAAUUUCUUCUAUGUUCUUCUGAUAAGGAGUUAACACUAUGUAUUGCACUCGUUCCCCAUAUUUCAACUUCAUCUCAAGUGAAUAAUAAUGAUAAUGAUAUCCGUAAAGCCUUUGGAACUUCACUUAAGAAUUUGAAAAAACAUCUGAAUCAACGCAAGAAAAUGGGAGUAGCAGAAAUUCAUAAUGAUUCUUCCAUAAUAUGGCCUGGAAAAUACUUUGAAAUUGAUCUCACUCCUUCUCAUGUUACUUCCGGUCUUGUUGCUGGGAUAACACGUGUAAAUGAGGAAUUCCUCUUACGUAUACAGGCGGAAUGGAUUAAAGCCUCACUAAAGGAGGAACUAGUACCAAUAACAUAUCAACCAUCACCGUGGCUUUGGGCAAUCCGUAUGACAAGAACUAUCCCAACAUCAUAUGCAAUGUAUUAUAUUGUACGUAUUGCCAGUGAACCUAUCGGAUAUGAUGAACCUGUAGAAGAACCUCCACCAACACGGUCUAUUUCUAGUGAUAUAAAUUCAGCAGGUAGAAAUCACUUUCGACGUAAACAGCAUCACUUGACUAUAUCAUCACCUUCUUUUCAAGAGGAUAAUGAUAAUGCACUUGCUUCUUCUUCUUCUUCCUCUUCUUAUGUUACUACCGUACGUCUAUCCACAUCAAUACCCUCUACAACUUCAUUGGUUCGGACAGUUUUUGUCUUUGGAGAUGCCUGUACUACACGUACUCGUAUUUUAAUCAGUGAAAAUGGGAGACACAUGUGGUCUAUUAUUGCUGAUGGUCUUGAUAGACAAGGGACACUCCUUUCCGAAAGAGAAGCAACUGCUAUUAACUGGUAUCAUGGAUCAUUAGAAAUUGAUCCAUACAAAGAGCAGCAUCAACGUGCGGAGGGAGAAAGACGAUGGCGUAAACUGUUAAAGGAAGAAGAAGGACUACGACGGAAUUGUCCAGGUCCUCUCAUUGUUCCAUUCAUAACGUCCACAAUAACAACAGCAGUAACAGAAAUAGGAGGAGGAAAUAGUGAAUUAGCUGUUAGUUAUCACACACUAACCCGCUGUGGAUAUGAUGGGGCACUACUAUUGGGUGGAAUCCCGGUGCGAAGUGCUCCUUCUGUGUAUUAUUAUUCCUUUAAUGAUAAUGAAUGGUUUCCUGUUUCGUUAGAAGUGAUACCACCACAGAGUCAAUUUCAUCCUUAUUCUCAUCCUCAACAAUGUUGGAGAGACCUUAAUGUGAACUUCGCAGCACGUCAGGGACAUACCGCAGUGUACUGCCCAACUAUAAAUGCUGUUUAUGUAUAUGGUGGAAUUGCUACUGGAAAAAAUGUCCCGAUAAACUGGAAAAGUAACGGUAUUAGUAGUAAUAAGAGAAAUAAUGACAUUUAUAAUUGCAAUAAGAGUGAUUAUGAUAGUGAUGAUGAUAAUAAUAAUAAUAAAAGGUCUCAAUCUGUUCUUAAAAAAACUCACUCCUAUAAACACAUGUCAUAUUUAAACGAUGUAUGGUGUAUUCACCUCCUUGAUAGUACUGCAGAAUGCAUAGAAACAGUAUAUUCAUCAGGUAAUCAUAUAUCCGUGAAUAAGGCUCGAUGGAGGCACUCCGCAGCAUAUUAUAAUAACAAUAUGAUUGUAGUGGGAGGUAAGACACCGCAUUAUCGAGAGAAACAUCAUAAAUCAUACCCCUCUCAUUCAGUAAAUAAUAAUAGGGAGGAACAAGAAGAAGAAAAGAAAGAAUGGGAUGUAACCGUCGUAUAUGAAAAUAAUGGAAAAAAGAAACAAGAAGAGGAUGAAGAGGAUGAGGUAUGUAGCUGUAAUGAACUUUUAGUAUUAAACUUACGUAUGCAUACUUGGUUUACAUGGUCCUGUGAAGGUUCUGUUCGCCCUGAACCACGCUACGGCCACGCAACAAGCACAAGAGGAUCUCUCAUGUUUAUGUAUGGCGGCAUGUCAAGUGCAGAGAAACUAUUGGAUGAUCUUCACGAGUUAAAUAUGGAAACACGUACAUGGAAACGUAUUCUACACAACGGGACAAUAGCACCACCUCCUAUGCAUCUCGCCGCUCUUAAUGCGGUGAUCAUUGAAGAAACCCCUUGUCUCCUACUCAUUGGCGGAGAAUCUGAAGCCCCAAGUCAUCCGUUACGAAUGUUUCUCUUCUCUCAGGUUUCUCAAUUCUGGCGUAAAAUUGAGUUUGCAACUUCACCCGGUCCCACACGUAUGGGAUUGGCUAUCUGUGAUGCCACAACAGUAAAGAUGCGACGACAACAACAACAACAAAACGAAAAAGAACAACAACAUUCCCAUAUUCGACAUAUCCGCAAACGACUACCAUUUCGGAAUAUAUCCCUCCUCAAGCUACUAGUAGUUGGUGGGGAAAAAGUCAUCAACAGCUCCAAACACCUUGAACGGUAUCAUUACAAUCGGCAAGAGGAUCCAAAUGAAUUCUUAUCUCGUCCAUAUCUCAUCAACCUCGCACGCGAUCACCAUAUCUCUGCAGUUCAUCAUGAGAACUCCACAAGAGGACGGAUAUCUGCAUCUCCCAUCUCACCUACAACACCAAGUCCAACCCCGAGCUACAGCACACAACACAGCAAUAUUAGAUACGCAACACCACAAACACGAGGCAGAACGCGUUUCAGAGAAAUACACCGCUCCCGCGCCACAACACCCUCCGUUCUCACACGAAAGGAACAGGAAGACCUUAUCAAUAGACUGUAUUACUAUGAAAUGAGUAUACAACAACAACGGAAGCAAAUCUUAAAUCCGCAACCGCCCUCACACAAGCGUCGCCAACCUUCACGACCACGUCAACCACCAACCCCUGGACGCACAAUAUCCAUAUCGCACAGCAACACCUCGUCGACAACGCCAACUCGAAAUCAUCACUACCACCACCAACAACGACGCAAACAACAACAAAACGACGACCAGCAGAACAACUCCACCGAAGACAUCGAAAAGCACACACCAAAAAAGGUACACAACGAUAAAAAUCGACUAGUAGAAUGCGAGCUUAAAAAAGCAAGAAAACAAAUACAAGAUACAAUCAUACAUGAACACACCAUAAAUGACUCAAAUAAAAUAAGAGACACACCAAUGAGCCACACACCACACACCCACACAUACCAAAGGCAAACCAACCACUCAAUACUACAAUCACCAUCACCACUAAAAACAGAACGACCAUCAACAGAAAACCAUUCACACAACAGGUGGAAACAGCAAAAGAAUUCCACAACAAAUCAAAUGAAAACCAUAAAGCCCUACAACCUCGUAAACGAAACUGACAACGAAAACUCAACAACAAAAGACCCACCUACAACACCUGAGGUAACAGUGCAGCAGCACCCAGUCGAUACAGUGCCCACAGCCAGUAAAUCCUCAGAAGAAGAGGAUAAAGAGGAAGCACCAUCCACCCCUGAGGUAACAGUGCGGCAGCAGCCAGUCGAUACAGUGCACACAGAGAGUGAAUCCUCAGAAGAAGAGCAUAAAGAGGAAGCACCAUCCACCCCUGAGGUAACAGUGCAGCAGCAGCAGCCAGUCGAUACAGUGCACACAGAGAGUGAAUCCUCAGAAGAAGAGGAGAAAGAGGAAGCACCAUCCACCCCUGAGGUAACAGUGCAGCAGCAGCAGCCAGUCGAUACAGUGCACACAGAGAGUGAAUCCUCAGAAGAAGAGGAGAAAGAGGAAGCACCAUCCACACCUGAGGUAACAGUGCAGCAGCAGCAGCCAGUCGAUACAGUGCACACAGAGAGUGAAUCCUCAGAAGAAGAGGAGAAAGAGGAAGCACCAUCCACCCCUGAGGUAACAGUGCAGCAGCAGCAGCCAGUCGAUACAGUGCACACAGAGAGUGAAUCCUCA
Molecule: messenger RNA, 6588 nt
Organism: Trypanosoma theileri
Lineage: Eukaryota; Euglenozoa; Kinetoplastea; Trypanosomatida; Trypanosomatidae
Exons: 1
Molecular function (GO): protein binding
Source: RefSeq, a predicted model, not a curated record